Cyprinodon tularosa is the source of this 1814-nucleotide messenger RNA. RefSeq names its product ubiquitin-conjugating enzyme E2 D2-like. Gene Ontology annotation, biological process: protein polyubiquitination; ubiquitin-dependent protein catabolic process. Gene Ontology annotation, molecular function: ubiquitin conjugating enzyme activity. The transcript has 8 exons. The record is from RefSeq and is a predicted model, not a curated record. Gene Ontology annotation, cellular component: nucleus. Bases 375 to 821 code for a protein of 148 amino acids. NCBI's taxonomy places the organism in Eukaryota, Metazoa, Chordata, Actinopteri, Cyprinodontiformes, Cyprinodontidae.
GACAGCCGCUAGUUACCUAACAGCGUCGACCGAAACCAAAACGAGAGAAGCUCCGUCGACCAAGGAUUUUUUUUUAUUGGUACAGGCACUUAUUAAACUCCAAACUUGGAGGUUCUGAUAUAGAUAAUUGUCAUUUGGUAAAGAGAAACACUUUAUAAAAACAGAGUGUAACGUCUGGUGUUUGAACUCCGCGUAUACGUAGUUUUAGCACGCUAGCUAGCCGGCUAAGUGCGCUAGCUGAAGAAGAAAGGCCGUCGAGUUGACACAGCGUCGGCAAUCCAACGGAAGGAAUCGCCCUGGCAGAUUACAGCUGGCCUUCAAUAGCUGGACCACAGACAAGAAAAUCACCCUAAAGACGUCAACACCGAAAGAGGAUGGCUCUGAAAAGGAUCCACAAGGAACUAAAUGACCUGGCUCGUGACCCUCCAGCACAGUGCUCCGCUGGCCCAGUGGGUGAUGACAUGUUUCACUGGCAAGCCACAAUCAUGGGACCUAGCGACAGUCCAUAUCAAGGAGGAGUUUUCUUCUUGACAAUUCAUUUUCCAACAGACUACCCCUUCAAACCCCCCAAGGUUGCAUUUACAACGAGAAUUUACCACCCAAAUAUUAACAGUAAUGGCAGUAUCUGUCUGGAUAUUCUCAGAUCACAGUGGUCUCCUGCACUUACUAUUUCUAAAGUUCUUCUCUCCAUUUGCUCACUCCUAUGUGACCCAAACCCUGAUGACCCACUAGUGCCAGAGAUUGCACGAAUCUACAAAACAGAUAGUCAGAAGUACAAUAAACUAGCUCAGGAGUGGACAACAAAAUAUGCCAUGCUUUAGGAUACAUCAAAAUGGCAAAAGAAUGGACACAGAAGUACGCGAUGUGAUGGCAUCGUACCAAGAGACCAGGGGGAAAUCGUUGCUGGUUCAAACUUAAAAUUACGGGAUUCAGUUUUUCUUUUUCAUUGUAUUAUUUUUGGUUAAAUCAAUGCAUUUUAUCCCCCUCCUUUUUUCUUUUAUUUCUCAAUACCUGCACGCUCAUAAGAAGAUAGUGUUUUCUCUGUAGGUCACAUGCUGGUUUCUGUCAAAUUGUGACACUUUUUUUUUUUUUUUUUUUUCUGACUUAAAAGAAUCAUAGCUCUUAACACUCGUGCGAGUGUGCUCAACCUAUUGUAAAAAUUCACACACUUUGAUCAAGCUGUUAUCUUGCUGAAAAAUGGCCCAUCAACAGACUGGUUCGUCUUCGAUUGCUGCAUUUCUUUCGUGGAACCUGGGUUUCUAUUUUGAGCUUGCAGUACCAUAAGAUUUAAAUUUUCUAAUUGGUAAAAGUUUGCAUUUUUAUCAGAUGCCAAAAUUUGAGUGAAGGUUUUUGUGAGGAAACUGGUAGGUAGUUCUGUAUCAUGGAUCAAUGCGACAGUGGUAUGUUCCUCUGAUCAAUAGUAUAGGAUAAUAUCUGAAAAAUGUAUCUCAUUCCACUAUCAAAGGUGUACAGAGAAGCAGAUCAGCAUAUAUCAAUGUUAAGGAAACCAAUAUAAGAUCUUAAAUGUUGUAUUAUAUGCAUGUUAAUAAAGGUAGGCUUUUAUAUCUGAUGUUUCUGCAAAUUAAGUGAUUUGUAAGGUGGAACAGUUGGAAAAUUUUUGUUUCCUCACUAAUGCUUUCCAUUUCUUUUUAUUUAUAAGCCAGUAGGUGAGCAUUUAGUUUUUUUUUUAUGUCCACUCAAACACUGUCUUCUUGUAGCCCUGAAAUAUUGACACAAAGCUGAAGGUUGAUUCAUCAACUUGUGGCUCUGUUUCUUCUUUAGUUUUCCCUUCAAUAAAGUUUCUCCAAAAAUAA